Salvia splendens (bonfire salvia) is the source of this 1068-nucleotide messenger RNA. Its product is annotated as protein FAR1-RELATED SEQUENCE 5-like. Gene Ontology annotation, molecular function: zinc ion binding. The transcript has a single exon. The coding region runs from base 1 to 1068 and encodes 355 amino acids. The record is from RefSeq and is a predicted model, not a curated record. Lineage: Eukaryota; Viridiplantae; Streptophyta; Magnoliopsida; Lamiales; Lamiaceae.
AUGAUCUUCACCCCUUUCACUGGAAAGGAUAAUCAUGGUAGUCCUGUGACAUUUGCAGCCGGAUUGGUGUGCAGCGAGAAAACGGGGGCUUUUGCUUGGUUGUUCAUACAUUUUGUAGAUUGGAUGGGUGUAGCACCCAGGAUGAUUGUGACCGAUCAAGAUUUGGGUAUGAGAUCAGCGAUUGAAGAGGUCCUAGUUGGCACACGUCACCGUUGGUGUAUGUGGCAUAUAAUGCAUAAGCUGGCUGUCAAGGUACCAAACAGAUUGUUGCGGGAUGAAGAUUUCAAAAAGGAAUUUAACGCUUGUGUUUGGUCGGACCUAGUUGAGCCGGACGAAUUCGAGGAGGAGUGGAAUAGAUUGGUCGAACAUCAUCAGCUAGAGGACAUCGACUGGUUCAACACAUUGUAUGCGUAUAGGAAGUACUGGAUACCGGCGUAUUUCAGAGAUUUUCCUAUGGGAUCGAUGAUUAGGACUACGUCCAUAUCUGAAUCAGAGAACAGUUUUUACAAAAAUUUUCUGAAGCCCCGAGCUAACAUAGCCGAAUUCUACUUGAAUUUCAACCACGCCAUAGAAUUCCAGCGGAACAGUAGAACAGCUUUGGACUACCACGAUGCCACUGCCAUACCCAUACUAGCAACUAAUCUGCCGUUCGAGAAACAUGCUUCCACAUUGUUUACCGAUAGUAUGUUCAAGAAAAUACAACAAGAAAUUGUAGAGGGUAAUGACAGAUGUCGUGUGCUGGGUUUUAUGUCCGGAGAAACGGUUGACACAUACAAGCUUGGCGAUAGCAAGCGUAAUGCAUACUUCGUUCGUCAUGACAAGACUGAUGAUACUUACUCGUGCGAAUGCAAACUAUUUGGUCGGCAUGGUUAUUUGUGCAGCCAUAUAUUUUUCUUGUUUCAGAACAAUGAGGUGAAAAAAAUCCCGGAUAAAUACUGUGACAACCGAUGGAUGAAGACUCCCUUAGCCAAGGCUGUACAUGGGGAGUUGCAGGAUCCCGUGCAUACCCAUUCCUCCUCUGACGAUAGGCAAACUAUGUCUAAGCAGGCUAGGGCUGGCAAUUUUUGA